This is a messenger RNA of Eruca vesicaria subsp. sativa (arugula), 473 nucleotides long. The record is from the annotation of a GenBank genome assembly. NCBI's taxonomy places the organism in Eukaryota, Viridiplantae, Streptophyta, Magnoliopsida, Brassicales, Brassicaceae.
AUGCCUGAUUGGGGACCAGUUUUUGUCGCGGUGGCGCUUUUCGUGUUGCUAACUCCGGGAGUGCUGAUUCAGAUUCCGGGGAAAAAUCGAGUGGUUGAGUUUGGAACAUUUCAGACAAGUGGGGUUUCGGUUAUAGUUCAUACUCUCAUCUACUUCACUCUUGUUUGUAUUCUCUUGCUAGCUAUCCAAGUUCACAUGUACAUAGCCUAAGCUUAUAAUAUAUAAAGAAAAUUCUCUCAAUUUUGGUCUCAAAUUUGAUUUUACUUGAAUUGUGUGUAGUGUGUACUUUGUUACCUGAAUUGUGUGAAAUUCACUGUUUUGUUUGAUAUAAGAAACAAAGUCGUUUUAUAAACAACGUGGUCUUUUAACUACCACUUCUCUAGACAUCUAUGUGUAUGUUGAGAUGUACAAUGUUAUAUGAUUAUAAAUUAUAACACUACAUACUUCAAUCUUGUAUUUCAGUUUAGUUUUUG